AUGCCAAGUGAGGUGCUUGAGAGUGGCAGUGGGAUGGAGGAGACUGUGCAGAAGGACAGCAAGUCUGGAGGCCAGAGCCCUCGCUGUGGCACAAUGAGAAGGGCUGUGGCAACCACUGUCACCUUUGAUGGGGAAGCCACUAUGGACCGGAGGAAAAAGAAGAAAAAGGAGUCCCGUCCUGAGUCAAUAAUAGUGUAUCGGUCAGAGAAUGAGAAUAAGGUGGAAGAAGAACAGGCAGAUGAGGAAGGAGGGGAGAGGAGCUCUGAGGAGGGAUCCAAGUUCCUGGGUCAAUCUAUGGCAGAUGGUGCCUGGAACAUGCCUUUAGACAGCCGAUAUGUCACCUUAACUGGAACAAUCACCAGGGGAAAGAAGAAAGGUCAGAUGGUGGAUAUCCAUGUCACACUAACUGACAAAGAGCUGCAAGAACUGGCCAAGUCAAAGGAACCUCCUAAAGAGGAUGCACCUGAGAAGAAGAAGAAAUGUGAUGUUGGGUUGGACAGAGGACCCCACAUUGUCCUCUGGACCAUCAUCUGCCUCCCCAUCAUUUUUGUAGUGUCCUUCGUGGUUUCAUUCUACUAUGGAACCAUUACAUGGUACAACAUCUUCUUAGUGUACAAUGAAGAGAGGACCUUCUGGCACAAAAUCACCUUUUGUCCCUUUUUGAUUAUCUCCUACCCAAUUAUAAUUAUGGUUGUUUCUUUUUCCCUAGGCCUGUACUCGGCUGUGGCCCAGGUAGCAUGGUCCUUUGGGUACUGGUGGCAUGCUGUCAGGGAUAUGGAGAAGGGCUUCUGUGGCUGGCUCUGCAGCAAGCUGGGCUUGGAAGAUUGUUCUCCGUACAGCAUUGUCGAGCUGCUAGAGUCUGACAAUAUCUCAGGUAGUCUCUCUGGCAAGAGCUCUGCUCAGGGGGUUGAGACCUCAGCAGUCUGA
This is a messenger RNA of Acanthisitta chloris (rifleman), 927 nucleotides long. RefSeq names its product transmembrane protein 169 (gene TMEM169). Lineage: Eukaryota; Metazoa; Chordata; Aves; Passeriformes; Acanthisittidae. Bases 1 to 927 code for a protein of 308 amino acids. The transcript is spliced from 2 exons. The record is from RefSeq and is a predicted model, not a curated record.